Molecule: messenger RNA, 975 nt
Organism: Pestalotiopsis fici W106-1
Lineage: Eukaryota; Fungi; Ascomycota; Sordariomycetes; Amphisphaeriales; Sporocadaceae
Exons: 2
Coding region: 1-975 (324 amino acids)
Source: RefSeq, a predicted model, not a curated record
AUGGCCCAAAAGUGCGUUCACAAAGGCUGUGGCAAGACCUACACGGACCCGGACGAGGUCUGCAUAUACCAUCCAGGCCCGCCAGUCUUUCACGAGGGGCAGAAAGGAUGGAAAUGCUGCAAACCGCGAGUCUUGACCUUUGAUGAGUUCCUUGCCAUCCCGCCCUGCACUGAGGGCAAACACAGCACCACCGACCUGCCUCCUGAUAUCGAAAAGAAGACUGGAGAUGCUGCCCCUGCCGAAGCCACAUCGCUGUCGGCAAAGCUAGCAGAGAUCCCGACUGAUGUGCCUACUCGAGCUCCCCUGGCUCCUCAGCCUGCACCUACUGCACCACCACCUCCUCCCGAGUCCGAGGACGAUGAGCCAUCUCUCGAGAUUCCGGAUGGCAAGACAUGCAGGCGGAAGGGGUGUAACGCCACUUACAAAAAGGGCCAGGCCCGAUCGGACCAAGAGAACUGUGUUCACCACCCCGGAGCACCCAUCUUCCACGAGGGUAGCAAGGGUUAUACCUGCUGCAAGCGGCGCGUGCUCGAGUUUGAUGAGUUCAUGAGGAUCGAGGGCUGCAAGACAUCGCCAAGACACCUGUUUGUAGGCUCGGGCGAGGACAAGAAGAAGCAGGGCGGCACAAACACAGAGGAGCUCCUCGAGACGGUCCGCAACGACUUUUACCAGACACCCAGCACGGUGAUAGCGUCCUUCUUCCUCAAGAAGAUUGACAGUCCCAAGGCGACGAUCAAGUUUGAGACGCAGACCCUCGUCUUGGACCUACCCACCACUGACGCAACGCCCAAGCGAUACAAGGCCGACGUCCCACUCUACGGCAAGAUCGACACGGAAAAGAGCACCUUCAAGAUCUUUGGCACCAAGCUGGAAGUCAAUCUCUACAAGGCCGAUGGAGCCAGCUGGCCCGUACUACGCAGCGAUGACCGUUUGACGGGUGAAAUCCUGCAAGUCGGCAGGGCUGGUAAGGUGUAA